Molecule: messenger RNA, 1095 nt
Organism: Dreissena polymorpha
Lineage: Eukaryota; Metazoa; Mollusca; Bivalvia; Myida; Dreissenidae
Exons: 3
Coding region: 22-792 (256 amino acids)
Source: RefSeq, a predicted model, not a curated record
GUUUGCAUUGAGAAAUACAAUAUGGCUGCGCUAUCCAGAAAGAGGGCACAGCUUCUGUCACUCUUUCAUAAAUUUGAGAUAUUCUCAAUUGGAGGAUACAAGUGCGCCACCACCUUGCCUCAAUAUGGAAUGCACGGACAGACAGGGCUACCAGGGUACAUGUAUCAUCAUAAUCUUGGUAUGCAUGGACAGACUGGGCCAACUGUGUAUCAACCCUUUCCUAUAACAACCUCUCCACCAACAAUGCCCCACCAAACAUUGGCACUUGAUAAAACUCUACAAUUAUGGGAUCUAAGGCUUCCAAUUGUUUAUUAUCAACACAAUUUACAGAGUGUUGGUAUACCAGUGGAGAAAAUAGAUAUUGUACACCCAACGUUCUCUUAUGACUGCCCAAAGAACAUAAACCAAUCCUCCAUAGUCGAAACUCCUGCAUAUAGGAAAGAUAUUGUGCCGAUUGAUACCCCUGGAGCAAGACAGAUAGUGAUUGAAUCCCCGGGAACAGCUGUGGAAAAGCUGGCUAUAGUUAUGGUGAACCUGCGGCGCAAGAAGAUGCGUAAACAUAGGUUGAAAAAGCAGCGCAAACGCGUUUGGCCCCUAAUGAGAAAGCAACGAUUCCAGUUGAUUUUAAAAAAGAAGAAGAAGCUGCAGCGGCGAGUGAAUUUGUUUCAGGCCAAGGCAGAGAGGUUUAAUGCAAUGGAUUAUAUCAAGAAAAAUUUGCAACAUGCCAAAUCAAAGGGUUUCCAUGUGAACAUAUUGGGUGAAAAGUCCCAAUCAUUUGGAUUUCACAAAUAGAAUACAUACAUUGUAUUUCUGUGUUGAAAUAGUUAUUUGUUUUGAAAAUGUAAGCAAGUUGUUAAAUAGGCAGAUAUCUAACUAAAAAAUGCAAAGCAUUUUUUAGUGAUAUUAACUUGCUACAUAAGUAUACAUAAAUAUUAAAUAUCCUAUAUUUCUUUAAAGAAAACAAUUCAAUAAUGUUUGUUAAAAUUAACAUGUAUCCAUUUGCAUUUAAAUUUACUUAUCUUCCAUCUAUGCUUGUGAAUUUGUAAGGAAGUGACAAUAAAAAUUUGAAUGAAUAAAUAACUUGCAUUACCUGUC